AUGGAAUUUGAUUUUUAAAGUCGACCGUCAUCAGUAAUAUUUAUGGAAAUUUAGGCAUUUAAUUUAAAAGGUCGUCCUGAUAGUGCAAAAUCACGCUUACCUUCAUAAUUAUAAAAUACUUAUGGAGGAGGCACAAAAAAGUUACCAAAUGUAAGACCACAUUCUGCUAUAGUUACAAAGAAUUCGAAACUGUAAAUAAAUUAAACUAUUUUUAGUGGAAAGAAAAGAACUGAUGAUGAAGUAAUUUUAGAAGAAUAAGAUUAUGAUAAUUUCGAUAAACAAGGAAUAGAGUAAUUAUAAUUGUUAAAAAUAAAGUAUAAAUGCAAUAUUGUUAAAUCCACCUUCGUUAGUUGGAGAUAAAAAAUUACCAAAGAAUAUAAAAAAAGAAAAAGAAACACUUUAUGAAGAAUAGAUUGAAUUAAAACAGUAAAUAAAUAGGAUAAAGGAAGAGAAUAUAAGAUUGAAAACUAAAAAUGGUUAACUUUAAAAGGAGAAUUCAAAAUUAGAAAAACUUCUUGAAAAUUUGGAUAGUUAUAUACAAACAGGUUCAGGACAUCAACCGUUAGGAGAUCAUAUUUUAAUGAAUAAUCUUAAAAAGACUUUGAAAGAGGUUAAAUCAUAAUUGACAGAAAAGGAGGCAGAAUUAUAAAUUUUAAAGAAACAUAUAAAAGUAACAAAAGUAUCAGAGAUUGAAGCAGAAUUAAAAAAUUACAUAGAGGAAUCAAUAAGAUUAAGAAGUUUGUUAGACUAAGCAUUGAGAAAUUAAGCAGCAUAGAAAAUGUAUAAAAGUAUUAGAUUUUAGGGCUGUUCAGAUGGAUAAUUUUGAAGAGAAAUUUUAUGUUUAGAUGAAAGUUAUUAAUUCACUUUAAUAAGAAAUGGAUUAAUUUAAUGGAAUAAUAAAAUUAAAAGAUGAAGAAUUAUUUAAUGCAUAAGUUAAAUGUGAAUAAUUUGAUAUGCUAAAAACAAGAGCAGAAGAAUAAUCUGAAUAGUUAAAAUAAUAAUUAUAAGAAUAUAACGAUAAAUGUGAAAUAUUAUAAUAAGAGAUAUAAAAUUUAAAGACUAUAAAUAAUAAUUUAAUAAUAAAAGCAACUAAAACUCAUAAUGAUGAUUUACAUAUAAGAGAAUUAGAAUAAAAUAUUAUGGAACUUAAAUUAAAUAUUGAUGAAAGGAAUGAAAAUAUAAAAUAAUUAGAAAAGUAAAUAUAAGAUAUGAAAAAUUAUGAAUAAGAGAAUUUUAAAUAAUAAGAAAAAGAAAGAAAAUAGUUAGAAAAUGAUAUGGAAUAUUAUAAAAAUUAAUUUGAAUUAGUAGAUGAAAAAUACAAAAAUUUAUUACUUUAAGUAGCUUAGUAAGAUUUUUAGGAGGAAUAUUAAUAAUAACCAAAAUCUGAUAGAAAGAGUGCAAGAACAUCAACAGUGAAAUUGGCAACAAUGGGUACAAUGGCAGUUAUACCAAGUUUUGAAAAAGAUUCAAAGCCUCCACUUUCUUAAAUACCUAUAAAUUAAGCAUAAAAUCACAAUUAAAGUAGUCAAUUAGGAUAGAUAUAAGAAGAGAAGUCAUUAUAAAAAUAGAGACCAUAAAGUGCUGGUCUAAGAAGGAGAAGAACAGUGAAAUAAGAAGAUAUAAAGGAUUUAGGUUUAGAAUUGAAUAUGAGAUUUAGAUUAAGGAAAUUAAAAUUAGAAGAAGUUGUUGAAAAUGAUCUCUUUGAUUCUUAGAUAAGAUAAAAAGGAAAGAUUUCUAUAAAAGAUAUUGCCUUAAAAUUAAGUGAUAGACCUUUUGAAUUAAAAGAUGUAGAGAAGAUGUACUUAUUAGCUAGAUAUAUGAUUGAAGAUAAUACAUAAGAUUGGAUAGAAUAUGACGAGGAAGCUACUUGUUAAUUGUAAAUAGUUAGAAGCAUUUUUAAAUAAAUAGUAGGCAAAUGUAGAAUAUUUACUGAAGAUGAAGAGAGAUAAUAUAGUAAUGAAAUUAGUUCAUAAAUUAUGAAAUUCAAAAAAUCAAUCUUAUCUUAUCUACCUACAUUUAAUUAACCUUAAUUAACAAGAGAUUAAUUAACUAAAGCAUUUAAUUAUAUUGGAAUAACUCUUAGUAGUGAAGCAUUUGAUUAUUUCUUUUUAAGAUUAUUUGAUUUGUAAGGAGAAUCAGAUGUUCGUAAAUUUGACUAUAAAUUAGUAAUCGAAGAAUGGGGAAAGGAAGAUAAAGAAAAAGAAUAAAAUAGUAAAAAUAAUUAUAAUAAUUUUAUAGAGAAAUAAAAAUAACAAGAUAGAAGAGAUACAAAGUUAAAUACAAACUUUUCUUAUGGAUAAAAGUUUAAUAUAGAAAAAUGAUUGGGAU
Molecule: messenger RNA, 2328 nt
Organism: Paramecium sonneborni
Lineage: Eukaryota; Ciliophora; Oligohymenophorea; Peniculida; Parameciidae
Source: the annotation of a GenBank genome assembly